AUGUGGAGUGUGGGCGCUUUCCUCCUGCUUGCCCUGUGUACCCAGCGGCUGGGAGCGCAGUUCCCCAGGGUUUGUACUACAGUGUCGGCUCUGGUGAACAAGAGGUGCUGCCCUCCUCUGGGCUCCCAGGUAGACAACACGUGCGGCUCUGCCCAGGGCAGGGGACAGUGUGUAGCUGUGCAGGUGGAUGAGCGCCCCUGGAGCGGACCGUACACUCUGCGCAAUGUGGAUGACCGGGAGCGCUGGCCACUCAAGUUCUACAACGCCACCUGCCUGUGCAAUGGAAACUUUGCAGGUUAUAAUUGUGGAGACUGUAAAUUUGGAUGGAUGGGGCCUAACUGUGACCAAAGGAAGCCACCAGUUGUACGGAAAAAUAUACAUUCUUUAACGGCACAGGAGAGAACUCAGUUCCUGGAUGCACUGGAUCGUGCGAAGAAUACCAUUCAUCCUGAUUAUGUAAUUGCCACUCAACACUGGCUUGGUCUACUUGGGCCCAAUGGAACUGAACCACAAGUAUCAAACACCAGCAUCUAUGACUUCUUUGUCUGGCUUCACUACUAUUCUGUCAGAGACACAUUGUUGGGGCCAGGCCGUCCAUUCAAAGCUAUUGAUUUCUCACACAAGGGUCCUGCAUUUGUUACUUGGCAUCGAUAUCACUUGUUGUGGCUGGAGAGAGAUUUACAGAAAAUGCUUGGAAAUGACUCAUUUGCUUUACCAUACUGGAAUUUUGCAACUGGAAGAAAUGAGUGUGAUGUCUGCACAGAUGAACUGUUUGGUGCACCCAGACCAGAUGACCCCACUUUAAUAAGUCUUGGUUCCAGGUUUUCACGCUGGGAGAUAGUGUGUAAUAGUCUGGAUGAGUACAAUCGUCUUGUUACACUGUGCAAUGGAACUAGUGAAGGUUUUAUUCGCCGAACCCCAAUAGACAGAUUUGGUGGGCGACUGCCAAACACAGAGGAUGUACAGAAAUGCCUUUCCCUCACAGAGUUUGAUAAUCCUCCUUACUAUUCAAACUCUACUUUUAGCUUCAGGAAUGCACUUGAAGGCUUUGAGGAACCGGAUGGAACAUUGGAUCUUCCUAUAAUGAAUCUCCAUAACUUAGUUCAUGAUUUCUUAAAUGGAACCAGUGCCCUGUCCCAUUCUGCAGCCAAUGACCCCAUUUUUGUGGUUUUGCAUUCUUUUACUGAUGCAAUUUUUGAUGAAUGGAUGAAGCGUUUCCAGCCUUCUGAUGCAGUGUGGCCCCAGGAACUGGCACCAAUAGGACACAACCGUUUGUACAACAUAGUGCCUUUCUUUCCUCCAGUAACUAAUGAUGCGCUGUUCCUUCCUGCAGAAGAGUUGGGCUACACAUAUGCUAUUGAGCUACCAGCUUCUGAUGCAGACAUUCGGGCAGCAGGAGUCCUUGUGGCAUCAACUGUUGGAGGAGUACUUAUUGCCUUACUUGUAGUUCUACUUCUCCUUGUUCUCUUCAUGCAUAGAAAACAGCGACAUGGCUUUGAACCAUUACUGAAUGCAAAAUACCAAAGCACAAAAUACACAGACGAUGCCUAA
This is a messenger RNA of Staurois parvus, 1551 nucleotides long. The record is from the annotation of a GenBank genome assembly. NCBI's taxonomy places the organism in Eukaryota, Metazoa, Chordata, Amphibia, Anura, Ranidae.